Messenger RNA from Lemur catta (Ring-tailed lemur), 2178 nucleotides. RefSeq names its product enoyl-CoA hydratase domain containing 3 (gene ECHDC3). The transcript is spliced from 6 exons. Gene Ontology annotation, molecular function: hydro-lyase activity. Lineage: Eukaryota; Metazoa; Chordata; Mammalia; Primates; Lemuridae. The coding region runs from base 1 to 1248 and encodes 415 amino acids. Gene Ontology annotation, cellular component: mitochondrion. The record is from RefSeq and is a predicted model, not a curated record.
AUGGCAAGGUCAGCGUCCCCUGUGACCCGCGGUCGCCCGGCCGGCGGCGCAGCGGAUCCUGAGGAGUCACAGCGCCACGGCGCGGCCACUCCCGGCCUGAUACCUAAACAAACCAUCACGUUCCGGUGCCGGUGCAAAAAGAAACAGCCGACCCGCCCCUGCCUCCCUUACACUGCUUCACAGGCCUGUCUGAGCCAGACCAACCGCGGUCGAGCCUGGGAGGAGCGUCCCCGCGGGGCUUGGGUGCCUCCUGGCGGUUGGGUGCGGCCCUCGCUCACCGCUCGGCCCACUGCUGCGCCCUCGGAGCGCCCAGUGCCUGCGGACGUCGCAAUCAGGUGGCUCUUGUCCGCUGCCAUGGCGGCCGUGCGGGCCCUGGUGGCGAAGGGGCCCUGCUGGCUCCGGCGCGGCCCGAGCGCCCCGCUCCCCGCGCGCUUCUGCAGCCGGGGCCCGGCCGGGGCGGGGCGGCCGGAGUCGGAGGCGCCGCUCACCCGCGUGCGGCAGCGGGACGGCAUCAGGAACAUUGUCUUGAGCAAUCCCAAGAAGAGGAAUGCCUUGUCACUUGCAAUGCUGAAGUCUCUGCAAAAUGACAUUCUUCAUGAAGCCGAAAGCAAUGAUUUGAAAGUCAUUGUCAUUUCAGCUGAGGGGCCCGUUUUUUCUUCUGGGCAUGAUUUGAAGGAACUGACCAGUGAGCAAGGCCGAGAUUACCAUGCUGAAGUGUUUCAGACCUGUUCCAAGGUCAUGAUGCUGAUCCGGAACCACCCCGUCCCCAUCAUUGCCAUGGUCAAUGGCUUGGCCACCGCUGCCGGCUGUCAGCUGGUCGCCAGCUGUGACAUUGCCGUGGCCAGCGACAAGGCCUCUUUUGCUACACCUGGGGUGAACGUCGGGCUCUUCUGUUCCACCCCUGCGGUUGCCCUGGGGAGGGCAGUGCCCAGAAAGGUGGCCUUGGAGAUGCUCUUCACCGGGGAGCCCAUCUCCGCGCAGGACGCCCUGCUGCACGGGCUGCUCAGCAAGGUGGUCCCCGAGCCGCAGCUGCAGGAAGAGACCAUGAGGAUCGCGGCCAAGAUCGCCUCCCUGAGCCGCCCCGUGGUGUCCCUGGGCAAGGCCACCUUCCACAAGCAGCUGCCCCAGGACCUGCAUACGGCCUACCGCCUCACCUCCCAGGCCAUGGUGGACAACCUGGCCCUGCGGGACGGGCAGGAGGGGAUCACGGCCUUCCUCCAGAAGAGGAGGCCGGUCUGGUCACACUGAGCACCGGCGAGCAGGCCCACGGCCCACCUCCCGAUCCCAGCCCCUGCCGCUGCCUCUCGACAGACGACAGGCUGCUAUCAAUAUUGGUUUCACAUUAGUAUCGUCAUAUUUAUGACAAUAAUAGUAAAAGCCAUGAAUUCACGGGGAGAGGAUGAGUGGAGAGUGGCUGUGUUGCUAACUCAGUGGGAGGCUGGUGAGCCCCUGCGGCGGGCCACCCCUGGCAGGCCUGGCACCAGGGACACUCCUCCCCAGCGCCCUGGGUGACCGGCCACCUUCACGUGGCAGGUCACACAGCCCAGUCGAGGCAAGAAAGGAGGGUGGCGACCUGACCCUAUUCAGAAACGUCCUCCAAGGAGUGGUUAAUUCUGGUCGCUCAAGAGAGGGGAAACAUUUCACAUCUCCACGAUACUCUCCCACACUGAAAAUCUGGAUUCGAAACAGAAAAAACAUCACAGCUAUGGCUUUGGAAUAAUCUUAUGUGAUUUAAAUAGAUUAAAUAUUUAUAGAGACCGGUAAUUUUUUCUUCCCAACUACACUGGAAGCUAAGGGAAAAAAAAUCAAUUAGCUGCGUCUUUGUUUGCCCACGCUGAUCGCCACGGAGCCGGCGCCCGGUACGCCGGUCACGAGUUUCCCUGCCGUCCAACCGUCUGGGAAAAUCUUACCCCUGAAGCAGGUUCUGUGACCUUCAUGGCCCCAGGUGCCUUUGGAAGCCCCACCCCACACAUCACAUCAUAUAGGACACACCCGUGUCCCACACCAAAUAUAAUUCUUGUAUUUUGGGAAAACGGUUGAAUAAUUUGAUGUUUAAGUUUUUUAAACAUUUUUGAUUAAAGAUGAUUAUUUAGCAAUCUAGUGUGUAAGAGUUAAAUUCAACACUAUUGAAGUUGACAUAUUACAUUUUGUAAACUUUUAAUAAAAUAGUAAAUUUCA